Zea mays is the source of this 2378-nucleotide messenger RNA. RefSeq lists its product as uncharacterized. The transcript has 6 exons. NCBI's taxonomy places the organism in Eukaryota, Viridiplantae, Streptophyta, Magnoliopsida, Poales, Poaceae. Gene Ontology annotation, molecular function: lipid binding. The record is from RefSeq and is a predicted model, not a curated record. The coding region runs from base 791 to 2074 and encodes 427 amino acids.
ACCAUCGCUUUCCCUGACCACUCCACUCCGGCUCCGGCAGCAAGGAAAACGAGCGAGUGGAGCUGACGAAACCGAGCCGCGGACGGAGAGGAGCCCGGACCAGUGACCUCCGUCCACCGCAGAAAAAACACGAGGACCUCGCGCCUCCGCCCGCAGCCACAGUCCAGCAGCUCCAGGCCCGCCUGAGUACCUGACCAGAGAGAGCUAUAUCUACUUCGCCCGCGCCCGCGGAUCCCCUCGCCUCGCGAUCGCCACCACAGACCACACCAACAAUCCCCUCCCUUCUCCCCGGGGCCGGGCUUGUCUUCUUCCUCCCGAUUCGUUUUCUUUUUCUUUUCUUCCGCUGCUGCAAAAUCUCGCGCUGGCGCGGCCCGAGGCCAGAGGACUCCGAUCCUUAUCCCUCACGCAUCUCCCGCCUCGCCUCCGCCACACGUUCCGCGCCUCUACAGCUCUCGACCUCGUCUGGAUUUUUUUCCCCGACCCGAUUUUCGCAUCAGCUCCUUCUGCCCACCGGGCUCGUCUCCUCCCCUGGUUUCUUUUUCGUCACUUGUCACCGCUAGUUCCUUUAGAGAAGGUGUACCCCCAUUAUUCCAUUAGCGGCCUCACUGACGAGAGAGAUUUUGGCGUGACUAUCCAGAGUCUCCAAUCUUUUACACCCAAAACUCUUCUCAGCUACCGGUGCGGCAUAUCGCCCCUGUCGGCGGCGAACAUUUGAGUUCUCGCGACGUGUCUCGAGGAUUCUGUGGUGGAAGAUCGGAUCUUUUGCUGCGGAUUCCAGUUGCCAACCAAGAUGUCGGCUCUCCUCGAUCUACUGAUGGGGAUCUUUCGCCAGCAGACCCUCGGCGGCGCCGCCCUGGAGCUCGCCGCGCUGGCGGCGCCGCUCUCGCUCGCCGCGCUCGUCGGCCUUCUCAUCGGGUGGGCGUGGCGCCCGAGGUGGGCGGGGGUCGUCACGGUCGACAACGCCCAACAGAUGGCGCAGCUCCCCGCGGCGGCGCCUCCUCCGGACCGCGCCACCGCCACCGCGGUGGUCUCUCGCAACGAGGCGGCCGCCGUCGUACCGAGGAUUUGCUGCGCCGGUGUCUGCAGAACUGUGGUGGCUCAUGCGGCGGCCGAGGACGAGCAGCAGCAGCUGGCGGUCAACACCGGUGACUUGCUGCACCUCUGGCGGCUCGUCGACGAGAAGGACGGUGGCCCGUCGUGGAUUCACAUGAUGGACCGCACCUUACCAACCAUGAGGUACCAAGCCUGGCGGAGAGACCCACCGAGUGGUCCACCACAGUACCGCAGCAGCACAAUCUUCGAGGACGCGUCACCGGAGGUUGUGAGAGAUUUCUUCUGGGACGAUGAGUUCCGGAUGAAGAACAGCUGGGACGACAUGCUUCUUCAGCACGAGACGCUGGAGGAGUGCACCGAGACUGGAACCAUGGUGGUCCGGUGGGUCAGGAAGUUCCCGUUCUUCUGCAGCGACAGGGAGUACAUCAUAGGCCGCAGGAUAUGGGCGUCUGGGAAGACAUUUUACUGUGUGACCAAGGGUGUUCCUCGUCCCUCCGUUCCAAGACAAAACAAACCUCGCCGUGUGGACUUGUACUACUCUAGCUGGUGCAUCCGUCCAGUUGAGUCGAGAAAAGGCGACGGUGCAAUGAGUGCAUGCGAGGUGCUCUUGUUCCACCACGAAGACAUGGGGAUUCCAUGGGAGAUCGCGAAGCUUGGCGUCCGGCAGGGGAUGUGGGGCUGCGUCAAGAGGAUAGAGCCUGGCCUUCGGGCGUACCAGGUCGGGAGGACCGCCGGAGAGGCUGUUUCCAAGUGUGCUGCCAUGGCACAGGUCACCACCAGGUUCAGUGCCGACGAGCUCGUCAUCGCAGGGCCGGGCAACACGGAGGCCAGUUCUUCUUCGUCCGGCGACGGCGCAGAGGUUGGCAAGGUGACGAAGCACUGGGCGAACAGCAUACCCAAGGUUCUCAUGGUCGGUGGCGCUGUGGCCCUGGCCUGCUGCACCUUCGACGGUGGGUUGUUGACCAAGGCCGUCAUCUUCGGCACUGCCAGGAGGUUUGCAGGAGGGCCAGGAAGGCGGUAGGUACGGUGUAACGGUGGACGGAAAGAUCCAGCGGCACAACACAAAACAAGUGUUGCUGCACUGCAGCCCGCUGCGGGUUAAUAGGUUAGAAAUAUAGCAUUUGUUACGAGGACACAUAUAGAAGUAUUAUGGAAGAAAACCGCUGUUAGAUAAGAAAUACACUGCUGUGUAUUAGUAGUUAAUAACAAGAAUUCUUGGUUUUUGUAUGUAACCAUAUUGUGGAUCGGAUCCAUUGUUCUUCCCCAUGGACACUACUACUACCAGAUCGAUGUUGACCUUGUGGCAGUUGCUGCAGUUUUUUUUU